AUGCAUAGUUUCACCGUGCCUGGCAAUACGAUGUGCUUGAAUGGCAGGUUAAUAGCAGCCGUCUUACUACUGCAGGCGUUAACGCUUGCCAGAUGUCUGCAGCUGACGGAUAUCACCGUGCCGGAAGUGGUGGAUGUACGCGAGACGGUAACGCUUUCCUGCAGCUACGACAUGGGUAUGCACAAGCUCAACUCCGUCAAAUGGUACAAAGACGAGCGGGAAUUCUUCAGAUACUCGCCGAUGAUGCCCAAGAGUCUGAUGUUUUUCGACGUGGACGGUGUGACGCUGCUGGAGAAUUCGACGGUACAGAUCUGCAAUCAGUUUAUGUGCAGCAUUCAACUAUACAAGCUCACCAUUCGCUCGAGCGGCUCGUACCGGUGCGAAAUAUCUGGCGAUGCGCCAGAGUUCAAGCUGGCGCACGGCGUCGGUAAUAUGACGGUGGCCGUCUACCCACAGUUCGAACCCAUCAUCAAUGGGCUGCAGCAUAAUGGGGCACAACAUAACUACGCGCUCGGUGAUUUCGUUGUAGCGAACUGUUCGUCCGAUAUGUCCAGCCCGCCGGCCCGGCUUUACUGGUACAUCAACGACCGCAACGUACCGUCGGAAUACCUCCAACCGCAGCACGAAACGACGGCGGAGAACGAUGGCUUUGUGUUGCGAUCUCGCACGCUCGAAAUUCGCUUCUACAUCGAUGAGAAGCGGCUCGGUAAGCUAAAGGACAAGCUGGUGCUGAAAUGUUUGGCACGGAUCGACUCCAUCCCGCAGGCAACGCGCGAGUCAACGCAGAUCAUCCACAUCCCGACAACGGACGCGCUGCGCAACCAAAAGCUGAUCAAUUGGCGCGGUUCCGAUGCUUCAUCACUGCAUCACACAGACAUAUGCCAGAUGUUUGUCGUGCUCUGCAUUGCACUAGGCUUCUUCACGUGGCUCGUAUAAUUAUACACCGCGCACAUCGUUUGCUUGAGACAGCCACCAGCAAAAGUACGUAAAGCCGUGUAGAGUUUAAGCAGCCACGUGUUGAACUUUGUGCAAGCCAAACUAAAAGGUAUCCGCCCAAAACAAAAGGAUGAACGCCAACGUAUUGGACCGGCCAGGCGGAUAUUGGGGAUAUCAGUAGACAUUUUAAUUUGUUUGUAGUAGAAUGCGAUUCAACACACCACAGACACAAAUCAAAAUGUAAUUUCUACUACCGUUAGUACGUUUAUCUCAGUUGUUGAGUGAGUCGUUGAGUUACGAUGAGUUACGCGCCCAGGUUUACAUUUGUGCACAUUAAGAGUGGAAAAGUUAUAUCACAUUUCAAAUGCGUGGAAAAUGUUACGUCAUACGAUUGAUAAAAAAGAUUAAGAAAAUGCGAAAAAAAAGAAAAACCCCCGGCUGCUCACCCGGAUGGAAAAGCAGAGACAACAAGAGAAGAUACGGUGGCCGUUACACUAUGCAGUGUACUAAAUUGCUCCAUUCGUGCAGCUGUCGAGCGGAAAAUGUAAAUAUUUAAUCACUACUGCUGAAACCAUAUAGGGAUGGUAGGAUCGAAUGUUGUUCCUGUUAAGGUCUAGUCGCUGAAGGGGUUCUUGCAAAGCAGAGCAUGCUUCAUAACACGUCGGCGAGAUACCAGUACCUCCGAUCGGGGCAAAACGUGCUCGGAAGGGGAGUGAUUGGAAAUUCUAGUGCACGCGCAUACGAAGCGUCCAGCUUUGCCCAUUCAUUUAAACAAACAGCGCAAAGGUUACAAUACGCGACAUGGUGCAUUAUAGUUGAGACAAAAAAAGAACGAUUAACAAAGCAUGAAAACAAAAAUAGGAAUGAAAACGCUCAAAAGAAGAGAAAAAAAAACAACAAUCUAAACAUGAGUGCAACAGCCGGUUAAAAGCGAAGGAAAAUGUAACUACCUGGAUAAAAGAGAUGAGAAAAAUUGCCUUUUUUGCCGUACUUAUUCCAGCGCGUGCAGCAAACAAAUGCUGGAGCAGGCGAACGAAAGGGUAGCGAAAUGAUCAAAUAUAUGAACUGGUGUUAGAUAGUUUCAUAGAAAUUUUUCUACAAUUUAGUUAAUGACAAAUGUUGAUGCUUACGUUUAGCGAACGUGUUUGGUUAGUGCGCGCGUGAGUGCUGUGGUACUAAACAAUUGAAAAAAAAACUACUGUUUAUUUCUAACCCCAAAAAGAAGAGAAGCUAAAACAAUUCCAAUAUGGUGGAUUAGAUCAGUUUUCAUCGGCUUCGGAGUGUUAACAAUUCUUCAAUCUUUACUUGUCGGUAGCAUGGGAAUUGUGAACUUCACUGCGAUGUUGGGAAAGUGUUUUGAAGUGACAGAGUUUCGUGAAGGUUUUGCGUGGACUUUAUCAAAUAGGAUGUUUUUGUUAAAAAAAAACCUGCCAAAAUACGCCAGCUCCAAUGAACAAAGAGCCUAUGAACUAUGCUCACCCUCUUUCUGUGUUGGUCUGGUUUUGGAGUAGAUAGAUUUCAGCUCGAUGGAGUUCCUUUUGUCCAGCGGCGGUGGUAAAAGUGACACUAAAUGAUCUAUUGCUUUCGAGCCCGAGGUGUGUAUUAGAGUAAGUUGCAUUUCAUUCCAACGGGUUCCUUCCAAUGAUCUGCCCGCAAUAGAGCGAAAAGGAUGCAAACAGCCAAUGCGGACGAACCGGAACAAACAAUACACACGGCGCAAUGAUUCGGUACCAAUACACCGUGGAGUUACCGGCGAAGAUGAAGCAAACAAUACGUUCGACUCUCUCGCCUGCCCAGCAUACUCGUGAAUGUUUAUUAACAAAAACAAAAAAAAAAAGAAAAAGAUUGACCAACCGAGCACAGUGUGAACACCGGAGUGAAGGUACGGUGACGGAUAUUUCGGAGCAAAACAGCACGAAAUGUCACCGGCAGAGCAUUUCUGACGGUUCAACUAGUCCGACAGCUGUCAACGUGUCAUCGUUCGUGCCCGAGGGACGCAAGAGCGCAAAUGGAGCGUCAUAUCAGAGUGCGACCGUCAGCUUAAAAUGAGUUUGAGGCUCCGUUAAAGCGCUCCGGUACCAGCGCUGGAUGGCUAGCGUACCAGCACCCCGUCCGGCUUGCCUUCCACAAAUGCAUGCACCUUGAAAAUAACGAUAUUCGAGCGUCAAACCCAAUCUUUUGAUAAGUGAAACCAAAAUACCGGGCUCCGGCCAGUCAUAGGCGAGUUACUCUGCAGCGCGCUGCUCUGCAGACGUGAAACUGUUCCGUUUCUCCCGGUUUUCGGUAAUACUUUUUGUCAUCCCUCCUUCCUCCACGGUCAUCUUCUUCGUGCGACGGUUUUGUGAUGUGCUGUCGAGAUGGUAACAAGUUUUAUUCACGCAAAACCACAUAAGGGCACGUGAAACUAUGAGAUGCUGUUGCACCGAGAUGCAACACAUACUUGGCGUGCUUGGCAUUUUGGCACAUGCGAGACCGAGAGCCUUUAAGACGGUCGUACUGCUGCACCGCUGACAGCAGUUCAAAGAGUAGCGUUAUGAAUAUUAAACUGCACAUGGCACACUGCUUGCUUUCAAGGAUUCGCACGUGCCCGCGUAUAACCGUCCUCAGCAGCAGUUGUUUAUGUCAUAAUUUAGCGAUUUUGGGGUCAGCAGGUGCCGGUAAAAGUGCAACAAAAAAGGGCGAUUCUUGAAGCACCGGGUUUGAGGAGGAGUACGGCUUUGAUUUGGAAAUUUCACUCUAGCUAUCAUGUGCAAUAACCCAAUAGCUUUUACAUCAUCCACCACUUGCAAGGCAUGAAUGCAGGACCGCACUAAGCAAACACGUUCGCGGGAUACGUCACUACCGACGGAUUUAACUGCAGACGAAUGAGUUAGACAGGGGUUCAGAAAGAGAAUAUGAGGCCUUAUAAUUUGUAUAUUUAGUACGACAGACUCUGUAACGCACGGAGCGUGUCUGGAGCAUGCUGGGAGACAGGCUUGCAGAAAUCAAAUAGCAAACGCGCCCUGUAUAGCAAAACGGAUGACACACUCCACAACUCGCUGAUGCUGGUCCCAAAUGAUGCCGGCAGGAAUGGGGAAAGGACGAUGCUUUUUUAUACAAUUUCACGGCGAGGCCGUCGGCGAGGGCGUGUUUGCGGGAUCGCAUAGAAACAAGAGGUAUAUCAAUGUCUGUAAAUUUAUGUCCAACACCAGUGAUUGGUAUACUUUAGUACUAUCUUCCUAACAAUGCAAGGUGCGGGCUACUGGGCUAACAGAAAGGGAAAAGAAAACAAUACGCGUGACGUCAAACGAGUUCAGCUAAAUAAAUAUGGAGGAAAAAAAGGCAGGAGCUAAAUAUAAAUCUCGCGCAAGUAUUGAGUAACAGCAGUGGAAGCAGGAAAGAAAUAAGACAUCAACCGUUUGUGCAAAAUAAGUCAAAUUAACAUUUUUAUUGCUAAGUAUCUACCGCUGUUUGUAAUUGAAAACGCUACGAUUUAUAUGUGAGUGUAAUCAACACCCGAACCUGGAUGGGGGAGGCUCAUUUGGAGGAUGUUUUCUUAUACUAAUAAGCAAUGCUAAUUUAUCAAAUAAUUAAUCGAUGAGGUGGGCAAACAACAAAAGAAUAAAAAAAGGGUGCAGCAAAAGUAUCGCUAGCAAGCACAUAAUCGUUAAUAACUGAGAUAGCCAUUCGGAACGUGAAGAAAUACCAAAGGAAAAACACAAAUAACUAACAAACAAACCCGUAAAGUAAGACACGAAAUCAUGCGAAUGGAGCAGGUAGCUAUUUAGGAUUUUGUAAUAUAGUGUUGAAUAUCCUAUAAAAAACAACAACAAAAAAUACAAAAAAAGAACAUUCGAAGCAAAGCAGUAAAGUCCUCUCACAUGCAUACACACGCGUAGAUAAACUUAAAGAAUAGGAAAAAAUCGUACCAUAAGCAAGAGAAAAAAAAACACUCACACACAUACAAAAAAAAAACGCCACAAACAAACAAAAAAUGUAAACAAAACCAA
Anopheles moucheti is the source of this 4925-nucleotide messenger RNA. RefSeq lists its product as uncharacterized. The transcript is spliced from 6 exons. Bases 1 to 936 code for a protein of 311 amino acids. The record is from RefSeq and is a predicted model, not a curated record. NCBI's taxonomy places the organism in Eukaryota, Metazoa, Arthropoda, Insecta, Diptera, Culicidae.